AUGGGUGACGGACCGGUGACAAUCGCUGAUCAAGAUCACUUGAGAACGUGGCUGAACAAGGAACUAUCGCCUUUAUGCGAGGCCGAGCUUUCCACCUUGGUCAGCUACAUCUUCGCCUUGCUGAAGAAACCGAAUAAGACUGCCGCACAGCUCAAGGAAUUCUGUGCUGGCCAACUGGAAGUAUUCUUGCACAAUCACACACGCCCCUUCGUUGACAAGCUCUUCACGGUGCUUGACAAUGACUCGUACAUCCCGAAAUCGAAGCCGGCACCUCCGGCCAAACCCGCUGCGGCCCACAAGCCCACCGAGGCUCCUGCCAAGGCGGCCCCGGCUCCAAAAGCUGGCACCUCUUCCUCGUCGGCCGCCUCAACUUCACACUCCGAUCGCCCGCGGCGCGGCAAGGAAAACAAGCGCUCGGAGCCAGAGGAACUCACUCGCCGCGCAGGGUUGUUAUGUUGCCAUCUUCUCCUUCCCCCGAACGUGUCGUGCCCGCAGCGCCUGCUAAAGUGGAAGCGGAAAGGCCGAAAGCCCAAACCAACGACUUCCGCCGAACCGGCCGCAUCCGAAUCAGCGGGACGAAGCCUGCGGAAACGUAUAAGCGCCCCAUCACCGGAUGAGUCGCGCACCCGCAACCGUUCUCCACCAGCCGGCCAGCGUCGUGAUGACCGUCGCACGACGCGUCGUCGCUCGCCCGAAAAGUCGCGAAAACGUUCUCGUUCCCGGUCGCGCUCGCGUAGCAACGAGCGCAUGCGAGAGGAGCGGAAUCGUCGCAAGCGUUGCCGUGAUUAUGACCAAAACGGCUUCUGUAUGCGCGGCAACAGCUGCCCGUAUGACCAUGGCCCGGAUCCGGUGGUCGUCGAUUCGGUGGACGGCUUGAAGCAUCUUGGAGACAAGGGACUGAAGAUUCCGGUCACCGGCCCGCCACCGAACUUCUCCGUGCCGCCGCCUGGAUUUUUGCCGCUCGGACAACAGCCGCCACCUCCUGGAAUCGUGGAGGGCUACAAUCCCGACCAUCCACAGAUCAACAUCGACUUUUCGCACCCACCGCCCCCGAUUGCCAUGCCGGGCGCGGGACAGUGGCGCCAGCAGCCGCAGGUCACCUACAUUCCCACCAGCAUCGCACAGCUGGAGCAACAACAGCAGCAGGCGCAGAACUCAAUGGGCGACAACCAAAGCUUCGGCGGUCCGAUGCGGCGCGGCCGCGGCUUCUUUGGCGGUCGUGGAGGUCUCCGCGGACGCGGCCGUGGUGGUGCCGGCGGACGAUUCCAAGAGCCCGUCUCCACACAGGGCCGCUGCCUCGAAGUGCGCAACAUCCCGAUCGAGCUCAACACGAUCGACAAGCUGAACGCGCACUUUGCCCAAUUUGGAAAAAUUGCCAAUCUGCAGGUGCAAUACCAAGGAGAAUCGCAGGCUGCCCUCGUCACCUUCUUCACCAAGUUCGAGGCCAACAACGCCUACAAGUCGCCGGAUCCCAUCUUCAACAAUCGCUUCAUCAAGGUCUUCUGGCACAACGACGCCCCGCCCGCAGCUGCCGAUUCCGGUUCCGCCGAGGAGAACAAGCCUGGCGCUGGAUCUGCUUCUUCAGCGAAAAUCGAAGCCUCCGCUGCAACGCGGUCAUCAGUCCAAGCUCCCAAGAAGCCACCGGUGGCAACCCGUGCCCAGGCCGUGUUCCGCAACGCCGAUUUCGACGAGCUGAUGCGAAAGAAGGCUGCCGAGAAGCAAGAGCGAACCCAGAUGAAGACUCAACUCGCCAAGCUGCAGGCCCUCCAGAAGAGCCAGACCGAGGGCAUUGACCGGUAUCUGAAGAGCCAGAAGGCGGCCAUGGAGCUGGCAAAGAAGCAGACCAAGCCCGACGCCAAGAAGAAGGCGCUGAAGCUGUGCUCCGACCUCAAGAACAAGAUCGACAUCCUGCGGAAAGAGCGCAACGACAACAUUGCUGAGAUUGCCUCGUUGAAGGACAAGCUCGCCCCGCAGUCGGCGCCUCUAAAGGAAGAGAAUGGUGCUGGAGAUGACGGCAAGCUGAAGGAGGAGGAAUUGGACUACAGCGACGAGCCGAUUGCCGGCACUGCC
Messenger RNA from Mesorhabditis spiculigera, 2070 nucleotides. The record is from the annotation of a GenBank genome assembly. NCBI's taxonomy places the organism in Eukaryota, Metazoa, Nematoda, Chromadorea, Rhabditida, Rhabditidae.